Aspergillus versicolor CBS 583.65 is the source of this 1404-nucleotide messenger RNA. RefSeq lists its product as uncharacterized. The record is from RefSeq and is a predicted model, not a curated record. The coding region runs from base 34 to 1095 and encodes 353 amino acids. NCBI's taxonomy places the organism in Eukaryota, Fungi, Ascomycota, Eurotiomycetes, Eurotiales, Aspergillaceae. Gene Ontology annotation, molecular function: glycosyltransferase activity. The transcript is spliced from 3 exons.
GAGCCCUAGUGGAGAUUCAGGAUUCAUACCGCAAUGUUGCUCUCUGCCCGACGAACGGUCAUUGCCAGCUGCGGGAUCGUAUUAUGUAUACUGCUUCUCAUAUUCUCCCAGCACCGUGCCCCUGCACCGGUCAUACCACCAAUUGCUCCUGUCGCUCCCAGUUCAUUCAACGGCCUGGCUCCACACUGGACGACGGAGCAGUUGGAGCCCCGAUUUGCGUACGUGCAAUAUGCGACCGACGUCAACUAUCUUUGUAAUUCUAUGAUCAAUUUUGGCCUGCUCGUGCGCUACGGAGCACAAUAUGACAAGGUGUUGGUCUUCCCAAAACAAUGGGAAAACGACGCCACCUCUCGCGAGCACCGUAUCCUCAACAAAAUCCGUAUUAAAUACGCACACCUAAACCUCAAAUUCCACCCCGUCGACAUGCUCUCUACAUCCGCCGGUGACCCAACAUGGCGCAACAGCCUAACCAAGUUCCAAGCCUUCGGCCUGACCGCGUACACCCGCGCUCUGGUCUUCGACUCCGACUCCCUAGUCCUCAACAACAUGGACCACUACUUCCUCAGCCCGCUCGCCCCCGUCGCCGUGCCCCGAGCCUACUGGCUCACCGACCCCAGCGUGAAAACCCAGAUCCUCAGCUCCCACGUCAUGCUCAUCGCGCCAAACGCGGGAAACUACAACAGGAUUCUCGCGGACGCGAAGUCAUCCGGCGAUUUCGACAUGGAGGUCCUAAACCGGCUAUUCGGCGACAGUGCCAUGAUUUUGCCCCAUCGGCGCCUUGCACUGCUGACCGGCGAGUUCCGGAAUAAGGAUCAUACCCAUAAGCUGUAUAUGGCCGAGGAUCCGGACGAGGAGUGGAAUGCCAUGGCGGAGGUCUCGCGGGCUUGUCUGGUGCACUUUAGUGAUUGGCCCUUGCCGAAGCCCUGGCUGCCGCAUACAGAUGAGCAGUGGAAUUCGGCGCUUCCAGAAUGCUUGGAAGGAGACAAGGAGACGCCUGAUAAACCAAAGUGUGCGGAUGUUUUUAUGUGGACGGGUAUCUAUGAGGAUUAUCAUCAGGAGAAGGACCAAGUUUGUGGGCCGCUUUUGGAUGUAUAGCAAACCGUGACUUAGGGUGCUGGUUCGCUACUAGAGGUCUUGCUAGAUAGUACUUGGGAAUGUAUUGUUCGUACGGUUCUAGUGGAAACAUGCGAACAAUUCAUCUUGGCCGACUCGGCGCCGUCAGGAAUACCAUGUGGGUUUGGCGUGAUCGAUCCAGCCAGAUCAGCACAUGCUUGGACAUAUAGCAGACUUCAAAAGAAUUAAGACAGUCGUCACCGCAUAUGCCGGGGGGGUCCAACUGAUAGAUGCAAUUGCCAUCGUAAUCAACUGCCCUAACUUCCGACGUUCUGAAAGCUGAAUGUGGAC